Molecule: messenger RNA, 2948 nt
Organism: Hyalella azteca
Lineage: Eukaryota; Metazoa; Arthropoda; Malacostraca; Amphipoda; Hyalellidae
Gene: Cdc16
Product: cell division cycle protein 16 homolog
Exons: 8
Coding region: 82-2232 (716 amino acids)
Biological process (GO): cell division
Molecular function (GO): protein binding
Source: RefSeq, a predicted model, not a curated record
AAUCCAAUAAGUCUUUUUAAGAGAGUUAAAUUCUAUAUAUCGAUAAACUAAUAAUUUUUCCGUCUACAGAAUUGAUUUACUAUGGAAUCAGAAGACAUAGCAAAGCUUAGAAUUUCUAUAAGAAAUUACAUUGAAAGACAUCACUUUGAAGCUGCAGAGUUUUGGGGGGACAAGGUGGUGAGUGUGACGGGUGGUGCGGCCACUGAUGUGUACUGGCUGGCACAGACGCUGCUGCACACCCGUCAGUACCACAGAGCUUGUCUGCUCAUCAACAAAUACAACCUCACUAGUAACGGUAGCCUGUGUUAUCUGGCUGCGCUCUGCCACUUCAAGAUGAGGGAGCACGAGCGCGCGCUGGACCUCCUCGAGAGCUCUGCGUGGCCGAGUGCUGGGGACGCAAGCAAUGGCAAGACCUCCAGCAACGCGGGGGGCUUCACUAAUCAGGUGCCGGAACUGGAUGACAUUAUAUCACUGGAGUGUUCGAGACAAGUUUUGAGGGCCCAGAUCUACGAGUCCAUCGACAACUCCAACCUUGCCACCGAGUGCUACCAAGCUGCUCUUAAGGCAGAUCCUCUUUGUUAUGAUGCUCUAAAAGCCCUCACAGACCACCAUAUGCUAACUAUUAAAGAGAAAAAAGAACUUCAUGACUCACUUCCAAUCUCUGUUCAUUGCAAAACAGAGGCUCUAAGAGACCUGGUCCAUGUCAGUUAUGACACUAAAAUUAGCAAAGGCAGCGUCGUGGUCCUUGACUCUGAUUCAUGUGACAUGCAGAUUGAUAACCUGCCUGCUCAUUUAUCAUGCUUAUCAGAUAAUUUAGACGUUUUGGCUGCACAGGCUGAACGCUUUUACUACAAGUGUCAUUUUGUGCCAUGUUUUCAAUUGACCAAAAGAGUUUUAGAGGAAGAUCCUUAUCACACUGACUGCUUACCCAUCCACAUCGCAUGUUUAAUAGAACUUCAACAGCCCAACACGCUCUUUUUACUGGCACACAAACUAGUAGACUUGUACCCUGAACUAGCACUAUCUUGGUUUGCUGUAGGCUGCUAUUAUUACCUUAUAGGCAAAAAUGAACCUGCCAGAAGAUACUUAAGUAAAGCCGCUUCUAUCAACAAAGUCUUUGGUCCGGCCUGGAUUGCCUUUGCCCACUCCUUUGCCGCAGAGAAAGAACACGACCAAGCCAGCGCUGCGUACUUCAAAGCGGCCAACCUCAUGAAGGGAUCACAUUUACCUCUGCUUUAUAUAGGCAUGGAAUAUAACCUUAGCAAUAACAAUAAAUUUGCACAAAAUUUUUUUGAGAAAGCAAUAGAAAUGGCGCCCGAUGAUCCUUUUGUACUACAUGAGCUUGGAGUAGUCAACUUCAACAACCAACAGUACGAGGCAGCAGAAGGAUACUUCAUGCAAGCCAUGGAUGUGAUCCAGAACUUGUACGUAGAAGCUAACGACUACUACAACAUCCCCGCCAAGUGGACGGCGCUCUACAAUAACCUGGCCCACACCCUGCGCAAGCUCGGCAAGAUCCAGCUAGCUCUCCAGUAUCAUUCGCAGGCGGUGAUGCUGUCCCCCAGCGAGGCCAUAUGUCACACAGGGAUGGCCCUAUGUCACGCGCUGCUGGGGGAGCAUGAGGCUGCGGUGGACGCCCUCCAUGUGAGCCUCUCCCUCCAGAGGGACCAGACGGUGGCCACCACACUGCUCACGCUCCUCAUGGAGCGCAUGGCCGCCACGCAGACCGUCUUCCCUGAAGUAUCGUUCACUGAAGACUUGGCCCCAAACCUGCUCUCCCACGAGGCUUUCCCGCCGCCCUCCCCUCCCCUGCUGCCACAGCCUGCUGAUAUGGAGUGCGGCACGGAGACUACCGAGGUGGACCAAGCCUGCAACAUCACAACGCAGAUCGGCGUGAAUCUGGCGAUGCCGAUCAGUGCUGAUUUGUCGAUGCCGAUCGGCGCCGAUAAUUCGCCACCGAUCGCUGCUGAUCUGGCGAUGCCGAUCAGCGCUGAUAUGUCGAUGCCGGUCGGGGCCGAUUUGUCAAUGCCGAUCGACGCCGAAGUAUCGUUGCUGGGGGACGCCGAGCGAUCGCCGCAGAUGGACGCUGAUGGUUCACUCCAGAUGGACGCCAAUCGUUCGCCGCAAAUGGACGGAAAUCUUCAGAUGGACUCAAAUUUGACCGUCCAGACCGACCCCGAACAGUCGCUGCACAGCCUGGAAGACAUGGUCAUGGAUGACGACAGCGACUAGAUGCUCUAAGAUCUCGUAUCUAGGUCAUCCUAAGAUCUAAUAUCUAGCUUGCUCUAGCAUUUAAUAUCUAGGGCGUUCCAGAAUUUUUAAUCUAGGACACUCUUCACUAUUCAAUAUAUAUCACCUUGUAAGCCUUUUCCUCCUUUCACAUGUCUGCUAGGGCACUCUAAAAUUCAUAAUCUAGGACACUCUUCACUAUUCAGUAUUCAUCAUCUAGUAAGCCUUUUCCUCCUUCCACAUGUCUGGAAUUCCGUUUAGUAUCCGUACUUUUUAUGCAGUCUCGUCCACAUAAUUUUUCUUUGUGCAUAUAGAAAUAUAUAUUUUUUGAUCAUUACACAAUUUGCCGAGGUUUGCUCACCUCAACUACCUAAUCAAUCAAUGUUUUCAUUUCCUUCAAUUUUUUUUCCAUUUAUUCAAUUACAUUUUUCAUCAUAUUCAUGUCAUUGUCUCCAUACAAUAUUAUUAUAUCAUCGGUUUCCCGCGUUGUGGUGUUAUGGUCACCAUCGGUUUUCCUUUCAGUUAUGGUGUAACUGAAAGUGUUUUAGGAUCAUUUUUAUCGAUGUUUAAUUAUUUGUUCCCGUCAUAACAAUGUAUAAUAUUCAUCUCCGGCAUUGCCCUGUACAAUAUUGCUAUUAAGCUAUCAAUAUAUUAGCUUGCUGCCGCUGUGUCAGAGUCAUGCUCACUUCCGUUAUAAUUAAACUAACAAGUUCAUUAUU